Messenger RNA from Myxocyprinus asiaticus (Chinese sucker), 4083 nucleotides. RefSeq names its product zinc finger protein 184-like. Gene Ontology annotation, molecular function: DNA-binding transcription factor activity; RNA polymerase II cis-regulatory region sequence-specific DNA binding. Bases 302 to 3007 code for a protein of 901 amino acids. The record is from RefSeq and is a predicted model, not a curated record. Gene Ontology annotation, biological process: regulation of transcription by RNA polymerase II. The transcript has 7 exons. Lineage: Eukaryota; Metazoa; Chordata; Actinopteri; Cypriniformes; Catostomidae.
UGCAGUGUGUUAAAGAAGAGUUUAAAGAGGAGAGUGAAGACAUCAGUAUUACAGAAUCAUGCAGAAUUAAACAUGAAGAUACUGAGGAACAAAGAGAGGUGCAAUAUUCAUCCCUUCCUCCAGGGGCGAUAAAUAAGGACUAUUUCACGGAGUUGUGUUGAAAUGUGAGAGAAGAAGAGUGAAGCAGCUGCACAAGCAAGUAUUGUUAUCAUCCUACAUGUGAAGAAAGAAAAAAGGUGGUGUAUAAAGAGGAACAACUCCAAGUGUAACUAUUGAAGUUUAUUGGCAUACUAUUGCAAAAAUGAAGUGUGUUAAAGAAGAGUUUAAAGAGGAGAGUGAAGACAUCAGUAUUACAGAAUCAUGCAGAAUUAAACAUGAAGAUACUGAGGAACAAAGAGACCUGAUACAAGUGAAAGAGGAAAGUCAAGAACUGAAUGACGUGGAGGAGAAUUAUCAGUAUAAUAAAUUUGAUAAUUUCUUGACUGGUGAAGAUGUUAGUGGCUCGAAGACUGAAAAUAAUUUAUCACAAAAAAGAACUCGAAGAACAAAAGCCAAAGAUUCUUUCACCUGCUCUCACUGUGGAAAGAGUUUCACACAAAAAAGAAACCUUAACGCUCACUUAAAACUUCACACUGGGGAGAAGCCUUUCCCCUGCAUUCAGUGUGGACAGAGUUUUGCACAUAAAGGAGAUCUUAAGCGUCACAUGAGAAUUCACACUGGAGAGAAGCCUUUCACGUGCCAUCGGUGUGGAAAGAGUUUCACACAGAAAGGACCGCUUGAUGUUCACAUGAUAAUCCACACUGGAGAGAAGCCUUUUACAUGUCCUCAGUGUGGAAAGAGUUUUGCACAUAAAGGAAGUCUUCAACGUCACAUGAGAAUUCACACUGGAGAGAAGCCUUUUACAUGUCUUCAGUGUGGAAAGAGUUUCACACAAGCAUGCAAUCUCAAACUUCAUCUGCGCUUUCAUUCUGGAUUAAAGCCAUUUAACUGUGAUCAGUGUGGCAAGAAAUUUACACUGGCAUCACAUCUAAAGGGACACAUGACAACUCAUACUAAUGAGAAGCCUUACGUGUGUUCUUUUUGUGGAAAGAGUUUUAUUACAUCAUCAAACCUAAAAACACAUGUGAGAGUGCAUACUGGAGAAAAGCCAUUCAAAUGCACUUCUUGUGGGAAGAGUUUCAGCCAAUCACGUAGUCUGAAGAUUCAUUUAAAAAAGCGUUGUCCAAAACUGUCAUAUAGCAAGAGAUCUGUCACAGUUGGGCCGAAACCUGGGAAUUGGGUCCGACAUCCACCAGACCCAACAUUUUACAGGCGUUUACAGGUUCUGCUCCAAGCCCAGGCAGAGGAUAGACAGGUAUUGCGGAGCUUGAUGGACCAGGGGAGUACUCCAGCCACAACCCUGGCCGCAGCCAUAGCCCAGCCCCACAUCACACUCAUGAAGAUGGGGACACAAGAUGAUCCAGAGGCUUUCAUUAAGCACUUCGGGCAGGCAGCUGAAGCGUGGGGCUGGCCCAACUCCCAGUGGGCAGCCCGAUUGCUGUCCGGGGAAGCCCAACUCGUGGCCCAACAACUUCCGGUCGAGAACGUCUUGGAGUACGCGGACCUGAAGCGGGUCAUCUUGCAACGGGUCAGCUGUAACCUCGAAAAACACCAACAGUGCUUCCAUAUGCUGUCGUACAGCGAAUGCAGUCGCCCAGGAACAACUGCAAGAGUAACAACUGAAGUUUACUGGCAUACUAUUACAAAAAUGCAGUGUGUUAAAGAAGAGUUUAAAGAGGAGAGUGAAGACAUCAGUAUUACAGAGUCAUGCAAAAUGAAACAUGAAGAUUCUGAGGAACAAAGAGACUUGACAGAAGUGAAAGCGGAAAUUCAAGAACUGAAUGAUGUGGAUGAGAAACAUCAUGUGCGUAAAUUUGAUAAAAUGACUGCUGAAGAAGAUUUUAGUGGCUCGAAGACUGAAAAAAAUGUCUCACAGAAAAGAACUCUAAGUACAAGAGAUAAAAAUUAUUUCACCUGCUCUCACUGUGGAAAGAGUUUCACACAAAAAGGAAACCUUAAAACUCACUUAAGACUUCACUCUGGAGAGAAGCCAUUCACCUGCCUUCAGUGUAGAAAGACUUUUGCAAAUAAAGGAGAUCUUAAGUGUCACAUGAGAAUUCACACAGGAGAGAAGCCUUUUACCUGCUCUCACUGUGGAAAGAGUUUCACACAAAUAGGAAACCUUAAAACUCACUUAAGACUUCACUCUGGAGAGAAGCCAUUCACCUGCCUUCAGUGUGGAAAGACUUUUGUAAAUAAAGGAGAACUUAAGUGUCACAUGAGAAUGCACACUGGAGAGAAACCUUUCACCUGCUCUCACUGUGGAAAGAGUUUCACACAAAAAGGAAACCUUAAAACUCACUUAAGACUUCACUCUGGAGAUAAGCCUUUUGCCUGCCUUCAGUGUGGAAAGACUUUUGCAAAUAAAGGAGAUCUUAAGUGUCACAUUAGAAUUCACACUGGAGAGAAGCCUUUCACCUGCUCUCACUGUGGAAAGAGUUUCACACAAAUAGGAAACCUUAAAACUCACUUAAGACUUCACUCUGGAGAUAAGCCUUUCACCUGCCUUCAGUGUGGAAAGACUUUUGCAAAUAAAGGAGAUCUUAAAUGUCACAUUAGAAUUCACACUGGAGAGAAGCCUUUCACCUGCUUUCACUGUGGAAAGAGUUUCGCACAAAAAGGAAACCUUAAAACUCACUUAAGACUUCACUCUGGAGAGAAGCCUUUCACCUGCCUUCAGUGUGGAAAGAUUUUUACAAAUAAAGGAGAUCUUAAGCAUCAUAUGGGAAUUCACAAUGGAGAAAAGCCUUUCACCUGCUCUCAUUGCGGAAAGAGUUACUCCAUGACAUCAAGCCUUCAGAGUUACCUUGGACUUCACUCCGGAGUACAGAAGAGUUUCAGCACAUCAAGUAAUCUACACACUCAUUUAAAAAAACUUUGUCCUAACUGUCAUAGUGAGCGAGUUUAAUUUCAGGGCCAACUUAUUUAUUGUAACACUUCAGACUUCUCUAGUCAGUUCAACUUGAGUCAGUAUACUACAGUAGGUAUCCAUUCAGAAUAGAUUUUCUACUGCUGCAAUCACUGCAUUGAUUAGUCAUUAGCAGCUCUUAACCGCUAAUGGGCGUUAUAACCAUAGAAUUUCAACAGGCCAGAGCUGAGCACCUCAGAGCUCUUUCUCACAACGUCACGACCAUUCAGUUUGCAUUUCUAUUUUGCCAACUGCCAUUAAAUUGAAGAUGAAGAAGAAACAGGAUUAGAAAUGCCUUUGCAGUGUCCAGCCAGCAAAUCAAAGACUUUCCUGCAACAUUCAGCAUUAACGAGGACGCCCACGCAUCGGGACUUAUUUGUUUCCAUUUAUUCAUUCACAUUUAAUUAGAGAGAAUUAUCAUUUGUAAGUAUUUUUAUAUGUAUACACUUAUAUUAUGAGUGAGCAUCAUUCAGCAGCAUAUUCAAACAAUUGUUACUUCCAAAAACUGUCAAGUCUCUAAAUAUGUGCUUUCUUUUAAAGGUGCACUCAGUAACUUUUGUGUUUGUGUCAUCUUGGACUUUCACUGACAUCUAGUGGUGUGGAUGCAGCAUCAUUCAAAAUCAAUAGUUUUUGGUUUCAGAUGCCAUUGUAGAAAUACACUAUGCGCAGUCAGCCAUGAUUAAUUUAAUCCUUGAGUAAAAGUGUCUAAUAAAAUGGUGGUUACUGAGAUGAAACCAGUAGUAUUCGACUGGUUAUGUGAUUCUAACAUGGCAGCCCACCUGAGGGGACCCUCUCCAUGUAGAAUAAAGCAGCUUUUAUAAGUUUACUGAUAUGAUUGGAGUCUUCAUGUUGUGUGAGUAGCCAUGAUUUUAUACAUGUUUAAAAAUUGCUAUUUCUUAAGGGGUAAAACUUUAUUCAUGAGGAAAAAGUACUGAGCGCACAUUUAAUGUGCUGAUAGGCUAGCCAAUAUUUUCUGUUUUUAAACAGGAUUAUCAGAUGUGAAUUAAUUAAUUUAUAUGUAUACAAUUGUAUCAUAUGUUUUAUUUUCCUGGCAAUAAAAAUGGAAGAAAAAGUGA